AUGUCUCGCUUCUUUAAGAAUUGGAAAUUUUACAUCAUUGAUAUCAAAAUACCAAAAGACAGGCUAGAAACUUGCAACAAUCAAAUAAUUACCCACGGUGGACAGCUUGUAGACAAUAUAGAAUGUGCCGAUGUUGUAUUGACUAUCUUAAAAACUCCUAUUCGAUUAGCGCGAUAUGUACCAGAAACUCGGAAACCUAUAUGUUCUAUUGACUGGGUUGCAGAAUGUCAAAAAAAUGGAAAGAGAGUACCAUAUGAUGGUUAUUUAAUAUCUUUGAAUUCUGAAAUGCCUCACGAAACUUCACGAUCUUUCCAAAAGGAUGAACUUGGUGAUCUAAUGAUUGAUAUUAGUCAGUCUGAAUCAAGCAGUAGCAAUGAAAGUCAUUUUCCAAGGACUUCUUCUGAUUUGGGACAAAGCUUUACUGAUGAACAAAAUUCGGAUAUAGAAAUUGUAGACGAUUUACAUCCUCGUUUCUUAAACACUAAAUACGAAUGCUUUCGUCCUACACCACUUACGCCCGUACACAACCAAUCUCUCGUGGAACUGCUCCAAGUGAUAGAACAUGCACGUGAAUUGGAUGGCGAAGGGAAGAGUGCAUUGGCAUAUCGUCACGCGAUUUCAGCCUUAAAGGUUUAUCCAUGCGAUAUUAGAAGUUACAACGAAGCUCGGAAGAUAAUAGGAAUUGGACCAAAAAUUGGUAACUAUAUAAGAGAAUUUUUAUCAACAGGUUCAAUUACCGAAGCCGAAGAAAUUAUGGCAAGCGAAAAAUAUCAAACUUUGGAUCUUUUUUCAAGUGUUUAUGGCGUUGGUCAUAAAACAGCCUUGUCAUGGUAUCGAAAAGGUUAUAGGUCAAUGAGAGAAUGCAAUUGUGAUCCGCAUUUAACUCAUCUUCAGAGAUUAGGUUUGGAACUAUUUGAUGAUUUUCAGAAAAAAAUGUCAAGACAAGAUAUACAAGAAAUCCUAAAUAUUUUAGAUAAAGAGGUUAGGUCUAUUUAUCCUGAUUGUAUAAUAACUCCGGUUGGGGGAUAUCGUCGCGGGAAAGAAUUCAACGGAGAUUUAGAUGUCGUCAUAUCACAUCCUCAAGAGGAAGUCGCGAAUAACUUGUUAAAUGAUAUAGUAGAAAGGCUUAUAGAUUUAGGAUAUUUGAAACAUAAACUUUUUUACGGACAGUUAAGUGCAAAAAAUAAAAAGAAUAUUUCACACGUACAUUUUUCUUUUCACAGAAAUGUCAUGGAUAAACUUGAUAAGUGCUUUUGUGCUUUUAUCCAACCAAGUUCACAAAUAUGUCGACAAGUAGACCUUAUAAUAGCCCCUUAUUCUCAAUAUCCAACAGCGGUUCUUGGUUGGACAGGUGAGGAAUGUCUGUUGUUCUAG
Funneliformis mosseae is the source of this 1374-nucleotide messenger RNA. NCBI's taxonomy places the organism in Eukaryota, Fungi, Glomeromycota, Glomeromycetes, Glomerales, Glomeraceae. The record is from the annotation of a GenBank genome assembly.